Menidia menidia (Atlantic silverside) is the source of this 4768-nucleotide messenger RNA. The record is from the annotation of a GenBank genome assembly. Lineage: Eukaryota; Metazoa; Chordata; Actinopteri; Atheriniformes; Atherinopsidae.
GGGUCAGCCUGGGCCCCUUGGUCCUCAGGGUCCAAAGGGUGUUUCAGGGCGACCGGGGGAUCCAGGUAUCCAGGGACCAAAGGGUCCGAAGGGUGACAGAGGUCAUGGUGGCAUCAUUGGUCCUAAAGGCAGCGUGGGAAUGGCCGGCGUACCUGGCUUCUCUGGAAACGACGGCAUUCCUGGUCACCCAGGACAGCCCGGUCCAAGGGGCAAGCCAGGAGCAGAUGGCUGUAACGGGACCAAAGGAGAAUCUGGAUUCCCAGGAACAAACGGCUAUGAUGGCACACCAGGAGUUCCUGGACAAUCAGGAAGGAAGGGAGAGAAGGGAGACAGUCUGGAGGUCAGCGUGUACAUGGAGCGUUUCAGGGGGGAUCCAGGCACACCUGGGGAAAAUGGAAGAUAUGGGCCUCCCGGAGAACAAGGGUUAGAAGGUAACAGAGGCCCAAUUGGCCCAAAGGGCCCACCAGGUCCUCCAGGUCCUCGUGGACCAAAGGGCACCAUGACCAAAGUGCUUAAGGGAGUCAAAGGAGAGCCAGGUGAAAUCGGACUGCCAGGAUUUCCAGGAAACCAAACUCGUCAACAGCGUCAGCCCCCUGCUGGACCUCAAGGAAUAAAAGGCCAAAAAGGAGAAAAAGGAGAUAUGCCAGGAGAGGAAGACAAAGGAGAGCGUGGCGUGAUGGGAUUCACUGGACAACUGGGUGAAAAGGGUGCAGAUGGACGUCCUGGACCACGGGGUGAUACUGGUGAAAGCGGGCUGAUUGGCAGUACUGGUCUGAAGGGAGCCAGAGGUGAAGCAGGAGAGCUGAUUUCAUCAGGAUCACUCUGGCCAUGGUCCUCUACUGCUGGCCCACGUGGACCCCCUGGUGAGCAGGGUCCACAAGGAGAGAGGGGUCCAAUUGGAGAUAAAGGCUUCACUGGACCCCCUGGACGUCCUGCAUCUGAAUCACAGCAACAAGUGUGGGAUUUCUUCGGCCCAUUUGGUUUUAAGGGAGAUCGCGGAGAGAAGGGUGUGCAAGGGGAACCAGGUCAACCUGCUGUUAUUUCAGGACCCCCCGGGGUCGGAGGGCGUCCAGGGGGGCAAGGCCCUCCAGGACCUAAAGGAUCAUGGGAAGAUUACUUCAAGGGUUCUCCAGGUAUGAGGGGUAGGCCCGGUAACGCAGGCUUCAAAGGAGUGAAAGGUGAUCAUGGAGAAUGCCAGUGCCGUGUUUUAAAUGCCCAGCCUGGCUUACCUGGCGCCGCUGGGGAACCAGGCGAUCCCGGGAUGACAGGAGAAUUUGGUCGUGAGGGUGACACGGGAGACCCAGGUCCCCAGGGAGAAGACGGUUCCUCUGGAUGGCCUGGGGUGGCCGGUCUUCAAGGUCCAAAAGGCCGGAAAGGAGACUUGGUUGUUGCAAAACAGAAAGGAUAUCCUGGUGACCCAGGGUCAACAGGAACAGAUGGUGUGCCAGGAAAUCCAGGUAUCCCAGGCCCAAGUGGUCUUCCGGGUGUCCCUGGUAGUCGUGGUUAUCCAGGUGAAAGGUCGUGGGGAGGGCGUGGAGAAAAGGGUUUCCCAGGACAACCAGGUAGCCCCGGUGCAGCCGGACUGAGAGGAGAAACAGGUCAAGACCUUGCAGGCCUCAAAGGAACACGUGGUCUGCCUGGAGACGACGGCAUUGCUGGCUAUAACGGAGUUCCAGGAACACCUGGACUUCCAGGCGGCUGUAGUCCAACAGGAGGAGGACAGGUGGAUGUAACAGGCCUUUGUGAAGCUGUUCCAGGACCUCCUGGUCUUCCUGGAAUUCCAGGACCAAGCGGAUUACCAGGUUUACCAGGACCCUCUGGUGGAAAAGGAGAAUCAGGGUUAUUUGGAGUCAAGGGAGAAAAAGGAGAACAAGGAGAGCGAGGCACAGGUGGCAGUCCUGGACCACCAGGCUUCCCUGGUCCUCGUGGAGAUUUGGGGGUUCCAGGCACCAAAGGUUCAGCUGGACUUCCUGGUUUUUCGGGUACUCCCGGCCGAUAUGGGGGACCAGGUGAAAAAGGUGCUCAUGGAGAAAUAUUGGGAGCAUCACAUGGACCACCGGGUGACCCCGGGCUGCCAGGCCUUCAUGGAAACAAAGGCCAAACUGGAGAUCAAGGGCAACCAGGCUAUCAUGGGAUGAUGGGCAUGCCAGGUAUGAUUGGCUCUAAGGGUGAGGGAGGUCCUGUAGGCCUGGCAGGGGAGGAGGGACGAACUGGGCCUCCGAGCCAAUAUGGCUUCCCUGGUGACCCUGGUAGAGUAGGCCCACCCGGGCCGCAUGGCGCAAUUGGACAACCAGGAAUCCCAGGAGAGAGGGGGAGGGAAGGAGACUCUGGUCCUCCAGGUCCAAUGGGGCUGAAAGGCAUGCCAGGGACUUAUGGCAGUGAUGGCGUCAUUGGAGAGCAAGGAUCACCAGGUGACCGAGGGUACACCGGUACAGGUGGACGCUCAGGACUUCCGGGACUGAAAGGAGACAAAGGGUCUCCUGGCAUGUCAGGUUUUGCGGGGAUCACGGGUAGUGGUGGAUGGAAAGGCCUGAUCGGAGAGAGAGGGCAGCCUGGAGUGCCUGGACAAGUUGGCCUAAAGGGAGAAAAAGGAAAUACUGGAGAGAAGGGUGAUCGAGGUCUGACAGGGCCACCUGGCGAGAAGCCCAAGAUCCCAGCUAAAAUAAUUGUUGACAUGAAGGGAGCCAAGGGAGACAUUGGCAGUGAGGGACUUCACGGAUUCCCUGGGCCAAGAGGCCCAAAAGGUUUUCCGGGUGUGCCCGGCAUAGAGGGAUAUCACGGUCUUCCUGGAGACCCCAACAUUGAGAAAGGUCAUCAAGGAGAUCCAGGCGCACAGGGGCUACCGGGGAUUAAAGGAAUGCCAGGACCAACAGGAAAUCGGGGCAUCAUAGGCUUCGAGGGCAUGCAUGGCAACAAGGGAAUCAAAGGAAGUCCUGGUUCUUAUGGUUCAUCAGGUGACAAAGGAAGGAAGGGAGCCAAAGGUGAAAUAGGCCCUCGCAUAGACAUACCGGGAUCCCCUGGACUGAGAGGAGAGAUUGGAUUUGAUGGAGAUCCAGGUCAGAAAGGAUUGAAUGGAACAACUGGGGACUCUGGUAUUCCUGGCUCUGUGGGUAUUGUGGGGAAGAAAGGGGAGUCGGGGGACCCAGGAAUACCGGGAAAUACAGGUUCCUAUGGGCAGACUGGAGCACCUGGUAAGCAAGGUGAAAAAGGCUCCUCUGGUUCUCCAGGAGAAGAUGGACUGCCAGGUUUUCCUGGCUUGCCAGGAGUCAAAGGUUAUCCUGGCUCGAAGGGCCUCUUUGGAUUACACGGACUGAAGGGUCAUAAGGGUGUCCAAGGAACACCAGGUCUGGAGAUUGUUGGACAAGCAGGGGAUCCAGGAGUUAAAGGACUGAAAGGAGAGAGUGGGGACCCCAACAACCAGUCAGGUCUUCCUGGCACAUCAGGUUUGAAGGGCACCCAAGGGCCUCCAGGUGACUUUGGCCAACCUGGGCUACCAGGCGUCCGUGGCUUACAGGGACCUGAUGCUAGCGCAGACGCACCAGGAACCAGGGGGGAUCCUGGUUUUCCUGGACCGACUGGAUACCAAGGUUUUCCCGGUCCCAGAGGAGUUCCGGGUGUUGAUGCUCCCUCUGGAGGAAAGGGGGAAAAGGGAAUAAUUGGGUUUCCUGGAUCCCAUGGUAUCAGAGGAUAUAGCGGAGAGCCUGGUCCUGCUGGAUACAGGGGGCCUAAUGGUAUCUCUGGGAAGAAAGGAGUGAAAGGAGAACAAGGGCUGAUGGGAGUUCCUGGCAUGAUUGGUGUAAGAGGUGAUAGAGGACCACAGGGUCCAAAGGGAAACACUGGAAUACCAGGUUUUAAAGGGCCUCCUGGCAGCCAGGGUCGUCCUCCACCUCCUGUUAAACUUCCAGGGGAGAGGGGUCCUUCAGGACCACAGGGUAUUCAGGGACCAAGGGGGAAUGGAGGCGGACAAGGACCCCAAGGCCCACCUGGAGAUUCAGGAUUCAUGGGCCCCAUUGGGCAGAAAGGCAUGCCUGGGAUUAGUGGCACCCCAGGAACGCCUGGAUUCCGUGGAGGACUCGGACCAGACGGCCACCCUGGUCUGCAAGGCAUGGAAGGUCACCGUGGCAACCCUGGCAUAUCUGGUUUGCCGGGUAUGCCUGGCCGUAGUGUCAGCGUGGGCUACUUGCUGGUGAAACACAGUCAGUCUGAGCUCAAACCCAUGUGUCCUGUUGGAAUGUCCAAACUAUGGGACGGCUACAGCCUGCUGUACUUCGAGGGUCAAGAAAAGGCCCACAACCAGGACCUCGGUUUGGCCGGCUCGUGCCUUCCGCGGUUCAGCACCAUGCCCUUCCUGUACUGCAACCCCGGCGACAUUUGCUACUACGCCAGCAGAAACGACAAGUCCUACUGGCUGUCAACCACUGCUCCACUCCCCAUGAUGCCGGUAGAGGAGGGGGAGAUCAAACCGUACAUAAGUCGCUGCUCGGUGUGCGAAGCCCCGUCAGUCGCCAUCGCGCACACGGCGGCCGGAGACGAAGGCGGAGGCCAGUCGCUGUCGUCGCCGGGCUCCUGCCUGGAGGACUUCCGAACGACGCCGUUCAUCGAGUGCAACGGGGCCAAAGGCACAUGCCACUACUUUGCGAACAAGCACAGCUUCUGGCUGACCUCAGUAGAUCAGUCGUUCCACACCGAGCCGGCGUCAGAGACGCUGAAGGCCGGCCAGCUGCUGUCACGCAUCAGCCGCUGCCAGGUCUGCAUGAAGAACUUGUGA